Messenger RNA from Exophiala aquamarina CBS 119918, 414 nucleotides. RefSeq names its product V-type H+-transporting ATPase 16kDa proteolipid subunit. Bases 1 to 414 code for a protein of 137 amino acids. Gene Ontology annotation, biological process: proton transmembrane transport. Gene Ontology annotation, molecular function: proton-transporting ATPase activity, rotational mechanism. The transcript has 2 exons. Lineage: Eukaryota; Fungi; Ascomycota; Eurotiomycetes; Chaetothyriales; Herpotrichiellaceae. Gene Ontology annotation, cellular component: proton-transporting V-type ATPase, V0 domain. The record is from RefSeq and is a predicted model, not a curated record.
AUGAUCUUUGGCUGCUUGGGCGCCGCCUAUGGCACAGCAAAAUCUGGAAUUGGAAUCGCAGGCGUCGGAACAUAUCGACCUGACUUGAUUAUGAAGUCUCUGAUUCCCGUCGUCAUGUCCGGUAUCAUCGCCGUCUACGCCCUGGUAAUUGCGGUCUUGAUUGCUGGUGACAUGGGCCCUCCACCUCAGAACUACAGCUUAUUCACGGGCUUCAUGCACCUUGCCUCUGGAUUAAGCGUUGGCCUAGCUGGUUUAGCAGCAGGAUACGCUAUUGGAAUUGUGGGAGACAUGGGUGUGCGCUCUUACAUGCAGCAAUCUCGCAUCUUCGUCGGCAUGGUCCUCAUUCUCAUCUUCGGUGAGGUUCUGGGUCUGUACGGUCUGAUUGUCGGCUUGAUACUGCAUUCCAAGUCCUAG